Messenger RNA from Puntigrus tetrazona (Sumatra barb), 3265 nucleotides. RefSeq names its product GRB2 associated binding protein 3 (gene gab3). The transcript has 10 exons. The record is from RefSeq and is a predicted model, not a curated record. Bases 162 to 1835 code for a protein of 557 amino acids. Lineage: Eukaryota; Metazoa; Chordata; Actinopteri; Cypriniformes; Cyprinidae.
UCUCUCACUCCGUCCCUGGUCGAUGCUGUGAGUUCCUCCUCUCCGUGUUUGGGGGGUUGAACACAGGAUUCUCUCUGCCUUCCUCUCAGUCUGCAAUCAGCAACGCGUGCGCGCACACACACACACACGCACACGCACACGCACAGUCAGACGCAGCAGCUAUGAGCGCAGGCGAUGUGGUGUGCACAGGAUGGCUCAUAAAAUCCCCUCCGGAGAAGAAGCUAAAGAGAUUUUCAUGGCGAAAGCGAUGGUUUGUUUUGCGGAGGGGUCGGAUGAGCGGGAAUCCUGAUGUUUUGGAAUAUUACCGUAGCAAGAGUUCCCGAAAACCAAUCAGAACAAUCGACCUGCAGGAGUGCGAGGUGACCAUCGAGGCAGAAGUACGGCCCACUAAACGUCAGUAUCAGAAUCAGCACCUGUUCGUGGUCAAGACAGCCACGCGCAUCUUUUACCUGCUGGCCAAAACAGCAGAAGAGAUGAACAUCUGGGUACAGAGCAUUGGACAGAUUUGCACGUUUGGAGGACUGAACAGACAUGCAGAAUCAAUGGACAGUCUUAAUCGCACUCCCUCUUCCCAGCAGCCCUCUCCAGCACUCUCUCCUCAUGUUUCUCUCGUGGCCAAUCAGGACACAGUUACCGUUGAAAACCAUGAUGUCCUAGACAGGCCCAGCGAAUCAGAGAUCAGCCCUCCACUUGACUACCUCUUUCUCUCUCAGUGUGAGACCGGCACGAAGAGCAUCGUCAGGUGUGACAGCAUCUCUAACUCUGAACGCUCCUUUGAGCAGAGCUCGUCUGAGUACACAGAGGAUGUGUUUAGCCCCACCCCACGCAUUGACUCCUCCCCGUCCCCUUUCCUUUUGGUUGGGGUGUCUGAGCCCCCAUUCAGUGCCCCAUGUGGCCCGCUCUCUCUCUCCUCUUCCCUUUCGUCCUGCCUCUCAUCUCCUAUCUCUCUACGCCGGCCACCAGACAUUUUCAGAUUCGACCGGCCCUUUUACGGUACAUCAGACCCACAGACGCCUCCUCCCCUCCCACCCAAACCUACACACCUGUCCGAUCAUCACGGUAAUGAGGAUACCAGCCGUAAUCAGACGCAACCUGCUCUCCUCCCUCGCAGGACGUCGCUUUCAGGAAUAGACCACUUUAAGAGAGUAGAGUUUGAAAAUGCGGGGAGAAACUGGAACAAACGUCUAAGCCUCAACCUGCCAAUAUUUCUGAAUACCACAGUUACUGAAAACCACUCUGAGGAUUCAUAUGUACCCAUGGCCUCGCCACCAAUCAGCUGCUCUGAUGUGACUUCAGAUGGCUACAUACCCAUGAGCCCUUCCACCCUGCCCGUCUCGCUACUCACCAAUGGCAAAACAGAGCUGCCUUCGCCUUCGAAUCCCGACCUUGAGCCUCCUCCAGUCGACCGCAACCUUAAACCAAGAAGACGGGCUCGACCGCCUCCUUUAGACCUGCGGGGUCUGUCCACAAUUUCUGAAUGUCCUUUCCACGUUCCCCUCACACGCACCAUGACAGAACCCAGCACAUCACUUCAGUCAGUUCCUUUGGACAGGCGGCGAGGAUGGGGCUUAAACGGUUCUGAACAGGAAGGGAGCAUCACCCCAACGGAUUCUCGGCUCUUGUUCCCAGCUUGUGAUUCUGCUCCCUGGAUGAGGCCUUCUCAGCUGGAUUACUUGUCGCUUGACUUUAAUUCUGCUUCCCCCUCACCCGUUCAGAAGAAACCGCUGCUGGCAGACGAGUACAGGGUGGAUUACGUGCAGGUAGACGAGAAGAAAACACAGGCUUUACAAAACACCAAGCUGGAGUGGAAGGAUGUCCGUCAGUCAAAAGCCUAAGCCUUCUGGAGGGGGAUAAUCCAUUUAAAUUAUUACAUGGUUCAAAACUUGACUUGUUUUCAUCUCUUACAAUUUCAGGUACAUGUUGGUUUUUUACACUGGUAUAAAAGGGGAAACUUCAGAAUUAAAACGUCAGAAAAUUCAGGAAAUUAUUCCAGAAUAAAAGACCUCCGACACAAUGAUUCAAUAAUAAAGCAUACUUUUGUAGUUCUUUUACUGGGAAGAGAACUAGCAUUUCCUAUGCAUUUUAAGAGUUUUGGUUUACGAGUAAAGCCAAAUAUGAAGUUAAUCUACAACAUAAAUUAUACACAGCCGUACCUCAAAUGUGAAUGGUGUUUUGUUUUUGUUUUUUUAAAUGUUAACAAAUUGAUUAGUACUAAAGAAAAGUGUAAGACUACCAGAAGGAGGUGACUUGAUGUUUCUGAAAAUUUGGGUUUGGUAAGAUUUUUUAUGUUUUUGAAAGAAAACUCUUCUGCUCACCAAGCCUGCAUUUGAUCAAACAUACAAAUGUAAAAAAAUACAUACGGAAAUCUUUGAAUAUAUUUGGUAAUGUGUACUGUAAUCAUAGUUUUCAGGAUUGUUUGAUGAAAAGAGCAUGAUGAUUUAAAAGAGCAGUAUUUAUUUGUCUUUUUUUUGGUAAAAUUAAAAAUGUCUUUACUGUAACUUUCAAGCAAUUUAAUAUGUCCUUAAUGAAUAAGAGUAUUAAAUUCUUAAAACAGAUAAAUAAAUAAAAUCUUACUGACCCCAAACCUUUUAACAGUAUCCACAAUUCACAUUUAAGAUGACGGUGUGUAAUUUGUUGAAAAGCGUGGAGUUCUCUUCAAAUAUCGUUAGCCACCAACCCUUAAUUUACUUCAUUUCCAAACUGACAUGAUGACUGAACAGCUCUACUAAAAUCUGACUGAAAUCCGAACUAAAAACAUUUGUGUACAGAAUAGGAAUUUGUUUACCAGAGCACAAAUUUUUAUAACCGAAAUAAUUUAUAAAAAUUAACAUUCAUUUUUGAUCAUUUGUUUAACUUGGAAAAUAUACAGAGUGACUUUUUUUGUUGCACUCCUUGGGAUGUUAUUUUGAAAUAAUUCCCUGAAUAUAACAGCACACUGUUUUACGUCGCUGAUGUUGCCUACUUGUAAGUCCUGACACGUUUUCAAAGGUGUCUCAGAGUCUUUAAGAUAUUGUGAAUAUGUUACAUAUUUAUGACUAGUCUCAAAAAACAAUUAUACCAAUGAACGUGUUUCUUGCACACCGUGGAGAUCAUGUUUUUACUACAGUUUGUUUGAUGAGAGUCAGACUACUGUAAACCACUGGAACCACACACUGUGAUUGGAUGCUGGAACAAAACUAUGAAGGAAUCGAAUGUUUUGUAGAAGGGAAAUCUGCCUUUGCUUUUUCAGGAUUGAAUCUUGAGUGAAUAUACUGAAUGUUGAAUA